CCCCUGGUAUUUCCACAGCCAGCAGCACUAUUUCUGUGUACACGUAACAGCCUCGUUCUCGCUAGUGAUCUCAGAUGCUCUCAGACACCGCAAGGAUUGUCUGCUUCAAACAUCCGCGGUUACAACCGCACCACGCCAUUUAAAAACCGCAGGGUUGUCAGACCUCCCACUCUGUUCGUACAAUUUUGCAGCUCCUUAUUUUCCAAUGAUUUCAAGUGAGCAGAUGUUUGAUUAAUACAUGGAAAACAAAGGACCGUACCGAAUUUAUGAUCCAGGUGGAAUCACCUGUGAGCUGUUGGUGAAGCCAAACACAGACCAAAAAGAAAGCAUGGAACGGAUCAUGAGCCUAGGUGAUCUUCUGGAAGAAUCACAGAGAGAAGUCCAUAAACUUCGUCAGAAAGUUGAAACUUUGGUUAAGGACAAUGAACUUUUGAGGUCUUCUUCUCCUCUAGACCCUGUACCAGAAACUUCUCCUUCUCAUAAGCAGCUAGAAACAGGGCAAGAACAUCCUCAAGAUCUAUGUGAUAAUCAAGCCCCCAAAAUGAGUGAUAAAGAUUCUGACUUCUCCACUAAGAGUAGCCCAAAAUCUUCCCCAGUGGACACUUCUUCUGAGUUUGAAUUCUUGAACGGUUUUGAAUCCAAAAAAAGAAUUGGGAGCCAUAAGUCAGUCCAUGACAGGUACCUGCCACACCUAACGAGCAGCAUCUGUCCUGCAGGAUCUAAGGACCCUGGGCCUACUUUUCAAAAUGAGGGUGAUAAUCUGCAACUUCAUCUGCAGCGUCUGGAGAGCUCACUCAGUAUGUGCGCAGAGGAGCCAGUCCGGGACCGCCUUCUUGCACAUUUGAGUCGCAUGGCACUUGACUUCAACCGUUUAGCAAACAAAGUUCACAAGAAUGAGCUUCGGACAUCAGUUAUGCAGACUUUAUGCGAACAGCUGAGAAAAGAGAACGAAGACUUGCGUGAAAAACUAGAAGCAGAUUGGAAGCAAAGAAACAAGACUGAGCAGGCCCUGAGAAAUGAAAAUCUGGAGCUCAGAAAACUAAUUAUGCAGAGUACUGGGGAGGUAGGAAAAGGAGUUCAAGUGGGAAGUGGAACUGAUCUCCCUUUAGCAGAAAAUCUAGUUGAAAAUACCGGACAACAGCAAAUGAAGGUGGAAAAUACCAGACAACAGCAAGUGAAGGUGGAAAAUACCGGACAACAGCAAGUGAAGGUGGAACAUGGAGCACAACAGCAGAUGCUAGAGAAGCAAACGUCUAAAGACCCAAGUGCCGCAUUGCUGAAGAAAGUGAAAGUUCUGGAACACCAGAGGGCUGAGCUUUUGGACGUGAAUAAGCAGUGGGAUCAGCAAUUCCGCUCCAUGAAACUGCAGUAUGAAGAAAAGAUAACCUCUCUGCGUCAGAAACUCUCUCAGGCGCUUAAAACUGAAAGCGAGCACGAAGCUGACAAAGAUCGGAGACAACGAGAUUAUGACAGAAAGCUUCUUCUGGCACGAGAUAAAAUUGAAGAAAAAGAGUCACAAAUCCAGAAACUUGAGUAUGAUAUGAAGGAGCUAAAGCAGAACAAUAAAUAUCUAUAUGAGCAGCUUAACUCAAUCAGGAAACAGAGGGAUUACCAGGAACGAGAAAUCAGCCGGCUGAAUAAGGCUCUUGAAGAAGCUUUGAAUAGGCAAGAAACAGGUCCUAGAUCUCCCUCAUUCACAGCCUUUACAGAGAACACAGAUGCAUCCAAGCAGCAAGAGCUUAUGCUUCAGAAUGAUAUCCUCAAACAGCAAGUAAAAAUCUUCGAAGAAGACUUUCAGAAGGAACGCAGAGAUAGGGAACGAAUGAAUGAGGAAAAAGAAGAGCUGAAGAAGCAGAUGGAGGAGCUUCAGACUCAGCUGGGGCAGGUCAACACCCAGUUGCGCACCUGCAAGGAUGACUUGCUUAGAGAGAAGGAAAUUUCACGUGAAGCGCUGAGACAACAGGCUUUAGGAGAAAGAUACUUCUUAGAUCAUUAUUUGGGAGGGCCUAUGUGUCCUCCGUACAAAUAUCCCUUCAGUCCUCCAGCACAGAUCUAUCCUGGAUUUGAUGACUGGCAGAUCUGUUAUCCACCUCCUGCUGUUCCUCCUGAGCACAGUCAGGUUCAAGAUUUAUCCAGAAUUUCCCCACCAGCAUAUCAGUGGAGAAAUCCAAGCAACCUCCCUAGGGGCGCUAAAGGAACAGCGGAUAUGCUGAGACACAAAAAACAGGAACCAGAUGUCCCUAGCAGUGGAACACCAGCCACUCAGAGGCCAACUUGAUGGAGUUCUAUGAAGGCAACAGCGGUCUCCAACGUGCACUUACAUUUUUUUCCUGUAUGUGUGUGAGCAACAGAUCUAACCUUCAUUCUCAGUAUGAGGCAGAAAAUACUUUGUUGGUGGCUCCAUGACGUGAGCAGAACAAGAGGCAGCUCUAACCUGACAAUAGCAGUGCAGAGAAUUCCUGUAGUACUUUAUGAAAGAUGGAGAUUAGAGAAAUCCUACUCCAGUUUAUUCUUUGCUUCAAAGGAGAGUAUGAGUUUGGAUAGGAGGUUUUAUGAGAAAAUUACAAAAUUUGGUUGGUAACAGAAAAAAAAUUAAGAUAUUUAACAUAUUUAUAUAAUCAUCUUAAUAUCCUAUAUAUUUUUUUUGCGCACUGAGGUUUAAUUUCAGUUUUUGGUUUAUUUUCUCCAUUUAUAAACAAUGUAUAAUUUAUAUUCGUAUUUGUUUCUGGUUAAUGAAUAUAAGAAAAAAAGUAUAGGUAUUUUAUAUAUAUAUUAUUUAGUGUCAUUAUUUACUUAAUUCAAAAGAUCUAACAUACUAAAUAAUAUGGGAAUCCUGGGGGGGGGGGAAGGACUAUCUAAAUUCUUCAACCACUGAAUCUUAUUCACUAAGUUCUGCAUGAGCAUAAUGCGAUUGAUUGUAUGACAAGUGUACAUGUAAGUGUGGGCAAGGGAAGUGAGAAUAAAGAUCAGUGUAAGGAAGGUUGUAAAGGUGACUGCAAUCCAUCAUUUGUUUAGCAGUAUCUUGUAAUGUAGUCUAAUGCAAAAAUUUGCCUUUCUAAAAUUCUUCAAAAGGCCCUUACAGUACUCCUGAGACUUCUUCAAUCUUGCCAGACCAGUGGCACUACCAUUUAGUGUGAGAGGAUAUGUCCAUGAAUGUGCAGUUGAUUGAGUAAGGACAUGAGAGAUUCACACACUUUCAUAAUGCAGAAAUGCUCUUAAGUUCAACGUGAGGAUGAGCAACAAUGAGGAAAAGUACACAAUGAAAUAUAUAAAUGAGAGAGAGAGGGAAUUAGUGCUACAAGAAAAGAGUCACAUAAAUAAAGCAACAAUUAGUCUGUACAUUAUGUUGACAUGGGUAUGUGUGAAUGAUGGUUGUAGUGAACAAAGACAAUUCUGCAUUAAAAUGAAAAUGAUGGGCAAGGGUAUAUUAUAUAGGUCCAUUAGCGGAUGCUGUUGAUAUUUGAAACCAUUCAAGCUUUGAUCUCAUGAGUUAUGUCACCAUAACAUUUACUUUAAUUUGACCAUACUUUUUGUACCAUUUUAAAAAGGGACAUAGUCACACACAAAAAAUGACAUGCUCUAAUCAGUGUGUUUAAUUUUCCGACUAAUUGACCCUAGACUGUGUGUUUAACCCCUGCAAAGUUGUUAAAUACACAGUUGGGAGUCACUAAACGCAGCUGAUCCAAUUAGCUUUGCUAGUUCCACAUCUGAGUCAUGCAACUAGAGUUGCUGAUUAGAUCAGCAGCAUUUUCUGCUCAGGACCGGUAGUGCUCUACAAGUUCCAAGCGGUAUUUAUAUUUGUUGUUCAACCCCUUUGCAGAAAUACUGCUUGGGACACAGAGUCUAGGGUCAAUAUUUAAAAAAAAAAAAUCUCACAUGCAAAUAUUUUACAAUAAUGGUCCUUUAAAAUUUGACAAAAAUGUCAGGUUUAUCAUAAAAUAGAGGAAUACAUUUUUGUUUAAGUUACAAAGGAACAUUAAUAAUAGCACAUUUGCUGGCUCCAGUUUGUCUAGUCACACCGCAUAACUAAUGCCAUGCUGUAACAAAAACGUUAGUAAUAAGCUACAUUAGCAAAAUCAAAGAUAGGCCCUGCAUAGCUAAGUGUUUUGUUUAAAAGGGACGGUGAAGUUAAACUUUAAUGAUUCAGAUAGGUUUAAAACAACUUCCCAUUUUAAUUAUAUUACCAGUUUUUUUUCCCAUUCUCUUGGUAUAGUUUGACCAAUAAUAUAGCAAUGCAUUGGCUAUGAAAUGUGUAGCUUCUGCUUUAUAUCAGGCACCCUAACCUGAAGCACUUUAUACAGUUGUCAAAAUUAUUUACUGUCCCUUAAAAUAGACUAAUCUGACUUGACAGCAAAGGGCUUCAUUUAAUUAGCUGACCUAAUCACAAACUAAUCUUGACACAAGAAUUUUAACUUCCCCCUUUGAACCAGGCCAAGCAAAGGUUCAUAAUCAACAGAUGUUUACAGUGAGAAAUAUGUCGGUUUCAGCAUCAACAAAUGUGAGUGACAAAGGAAAUUAGUUUCCUGUCAUACUGCAGAGACCAAAGACCAAAUUACUGAUCUCUGGAAUUUUCUAAAGAUAAAAUAGUCAGCAACAGAGCUUCCUAGGCCUUUAGCUGCUGACAGGAAAAACAGAAAACAAAAGUGAAUAUUGUAUUUUAAAAAAAGGUUAUAUUCUGUUUAAGGGUUAAUUAUGCAAAAUUGCAUUUUAGCUAGUUUGUUUUAGUCAUUUUUAGAUUAGGCUUUCAAAAAGUUGUUCUUGAAUAUUUUAUGUAUGUCUGUAUUGAUGUAAGUUAAUUUGUAAAGGAGUUGAAAGCCACUUAAGUUUUUAAUUAAUUAAGGAAAUUUAGAAACCAGGAGUGUUAAGAUCCAUGGUUUGGGAUUGUUCAUGCUGAGAUUAGCUUUAUUGAUUGCAACAUAUGUAUAUAAUCUAUGUGACGACAGUUCUAAUGGAUAAACUGUACCGUUAGAAGAUAAUGCAUAAACAGUAACUAUUAUUAAUGUAAAAAUGUUUUGCAUCUAUUAAUUGCACAAUUGUUUGUGUUCUUUCAUCUGUAAUAAAUAUUAGUCUAUAA
Bombina bombina (fire-bellied toad) is the source of this 5074-nucleotide messenger RNA. RefSeq names its product TNFAIP3 interacting protein 1 (gene TNIP1). NCBI's taxonomy places the organism in Eukaryota, Metazoa, Chordata, Amphibia, Anura, Bombinatoridae. Bases 239 to 2278 code for a protein of 679 amino acids. The record is from RefSeq and is a predicted model, not a curated record. The transcript has 20 exons. Gene Ontology annotation, biological process: cellular response to lipopolysaccharide; regulation of transcription by RNA polymerase II; negative regulation of canonical NF-kappaB signal transduction.